Molecule: messenger RNA, 1749 nt
Organism: Eremomyces bilateralis CBS 781.70
Lineage: Eukaryota; Fungi; Ascomycota; Dothideomycetes; Eremomycetales; Eremomycetaceae
Product: mannose-6-phosphate isomerase
Exons: 6
Coding region: 233-1561 (442 amino acids)
Biological process (GO): GDP-mannose biosynthetic process; carbohydrate metabolic process
Cellular component (GO): cytosol
Molecular function (GO): zinc ion binding; mannose-6-phosphate isomerase activity
Source: RefSeq, a predicted model, not a curated record
GUGAUUCGUGAGAGGUCGAGAUGCGCGACACAUGCAUCAUCAAGGAUGAGCUUCAAGGAGCACAGAAAGGAACCAUCUCAAAUUUGCAACCACAUUUACAUUUCAGACAUAACCAUUUCCAUGGUUCAAUAAUUGGGUUCUCCUCCAGAUCACCCCUUCAGACACCCUGACACCCUAAGUAUUUCCUUGUAGAAACCACACCGUCCCUGAACUUGGAGUCAUCGUCCCCGCCAUGCAAGUGCCGCUAAUCCGACUCCAAUGCGGGGUCAACAGCUAUGAUUGGGGAAAGGUUGGCAAGGCAUCUGCUGCUGCCCGUUUCGCCGCAGCAAGCGAGACCGACGACUUUUCGAUUGAAGAGGAAAAGCCGUAUGCCGAACUAUGGAUGGGUACGCACCCCAAGAUGCCUUCCAAGGACAUGAAAACACAGCGGUCCCUCGUCGACCUCGUACAGGACAACCACGCCCUUAUGUCCACCGAGAUCACUUCGAAAUACGGGGGAAAGCUUCCCUUCUUGUUCAAGGUGCUAUCGAUAGAGAAAGUGCUCAGCAUCCAGGCGCAUCCGAACAAGAAGUUGGCUGAGCAACUUCACGCCAAAGAUCCGAAGAACUAUCCUGACGACAAUCAUAAGCCUGAGAUGACAAUUGCCAUCACUCCUUUCGAGGGUCUCUGUGGUUUCCGGCCUCUCCCUGAGAUUGCUCACUUCCUCCAGUCAAUCCCGCCCCUUCGCAGAUUGGUUGGAGAAGACAAGGCGAAGAGCUUUGAGGAGGUCGCAUCUGAGGCAAAGGAUGACGGUGCAGGCAAAAAAGCCCUCCGGGAAGCAUUCACUUCUCUCAUGAAUGGUGCUGCUGACUCGUUGGCAUCUGCAAGCAAGGAGCUCGUAGCCCUGGCCGAGUCGCAAGGCUCUCAGUUUGCCGGGGGAGGCGGAUCAUCGAAUGAGGGCCAGGAGCUUGCUGAUUUAGUAACCCGAUUGAACGGAGAAUUUCCUGGAGAUAUUGGGCUGUUCGUGUUGUUCUUCCUCAAUUUUGUGAAACUGGAGCCGGGUGAGGCGAUGUUCUUGCAGGCCGAUGAUAUCCAUGCAUAUAUCUCAGGAGAUAUAAUUGAGUGCAUGGCAUCAUCAGACAACGUCGUCCGCGCUGGCUUUACACCCAAGUUCAAAGAUGUCUCCACUCUGACUUCCAUGCUCACAUACUCAUAUGGAUCCAUCGAGGAGCAGAAGAUGGAGCCGGCCCCAUACGCACACGUCGUACUCAACGCGAAAGCUUACUCCUCAAACUCAUCUGCGACCCUCUACGACCCGCCCAUCGAAGAGUUCAGCGUCAUCAAGACGGAGCUCAAGAAGAGUGAGGCCAAGGCGACAUUCGAUCCGAUCGCCGGCCCGAGCAUCAUUAUCUGCACGUCCGGAGAAGGUACGGUGUCGGUGGGGCCGAAGCAGGAGACGGUAAAGCCGGGAUAUGUAUUCUUCGUUGGUGCUACUGCGGAGUGUGUCAUUGAAAGCACUGGUGAGGACCCGCUCAUAGCGUUUCAGGCGUUCUGCGAGUUGGGCAGUAAGAGUCAACUAUAAGCAGGUUCAGAGGAAACAGGCUGGACAAAAGCAGCAUUAGGCGGCAAUCACGGUAACAUGAAAAAACUCAAGGUUGAAUGGUGCAGAUCAUGCUGCUUUUUGGUGGUUGUGAAACCAAUCGUAGUAUCCAUAGUGCUUGAGAGCAUAACCAGAACGCCAGGGUUGCCAAUGAGACGCUACUCAAUGGG